AUUAGGAUUGGGAUAAAAUGGGAUUUUGUGCGGCCAUUCUUCUUCCUCACUCUCUCGCCGCCGGCGCCUCAUCCUCCAAUCGUCCCGACGAUACCCGCCAUCAUACCCGCCGGACCUCCAAGCUUUCCCUUCCUCUAUCCCCAAAUUAAAGUUUCAGCAGGAAUUGGAUUGCGCGGAAGCAGGCGUCGGGAACCCUGCAUAGAGUUGAGACUGGAAUGUGUGACCACAGCGCUGAUAGCUUGAAUAAUCCUCCUGCUGUCUCACAGGCUUCCUAUAUAUGCAAUAUUCUGUCGAUGGCUUGAUGCUUUGCCCAAUGGAUAUAUUACUGUUACAUUCUACACCUCAUUUUCCUAUCCAAAGAUGCGGGAGAUCAGCUGUGCUUGUAAGACAUUGUUGCCGCACUCUGAAUUUUAACUACACACCGAACUUCUCAAGACAAAGGGAAAAACUUGAGUUACCUAUUUCCAGAAACCGAAACAGAUCCUCAGGCGUAGCGUUGGCUUUGAACACCGACGGAUUCACAACCAACAAUGAUCAAGGCAACUUAAACGAAAACAACGCCUUUCUUGGCGGUACUCGUUUGGGAAGGAUUGCCGGCGCAGGUGGAAGGCAGCUACUUAGCAAACUGAACUCUGCUAGGAAGAACUUUCCCAUGAAGGUGUUCCUCCUACUGCUGGGGUUCUACACGGCGAAUGCUCUCGCCACGAUACUCGGGCAGACGGGCGACUGGGACGUACUCGUCGCCGGAAUCGUAGUUGCCGCCAUUGAAGGCAUAGGUAUGCUCAUGUACAGAAGGCCCAUCUCUAAGGGGAGAUUGCAGAGUCUUGUGGUGAUGAUAAACUACUGGAAAGCUGGAGUCUGCUUAGGCUUAUUUGUUGAUGCCUUUAAAUUGGGUAGUUGAGUUCUUUCUUUUUAACUUUUCAUAUAUAUUUAUUUAUUAAUAUAUGAACAUUUUAUUAUAGUU
This is a messenger RNA of Andrographis paniculata, 964 nucleotides long. Its product is annotated as ycf20-like protein. NCBI's taxonomy places the organism in Eukaryota, Viridiplantae, Streptophyta, Magnoliopsida, Lamiales, Acanthaceae. The record is from RefSeq and is a predicted model, not a curated record. The transcript has 3 exons. Bases 278 to 901 code for a protein of 207 amino acids.